UCUCCCUAGUGUGCUCGUUCGUUCUUCUUCGUGUGUAGCUGAAAAAAUCUACCAAAAAAACAGUAAAAAAUAAAAACGAGGCUCACACAGUACAUUUUUGCAAAAUAUAAUAGUGUUUAGCCAAAUUUUCUACAAAACGAAUGAUAUAGUCGCAAAGUGAAGAACUAAAUUUCAAGUUGAGAAAACAAACCCACCAAUCAACCGAACGACGACCGACCAACGCUCGAUACAAAUACAAUUAAAAAUACCAGCAGCGAAGAGAACAAAAGAAAAAAUAUGGUUGACAUAAUAAAUAUUGACAGCAUCAUAUCGCGGCUCUUGGAAGUGCGUGGGGCUAGACCAGGCAAAAAUGUCCAGUUAUCGGAGAGCGAAAUACGAGGACUUUGCCUCAAGUCGCGUGAGAUUUUCUUGUCGCAGCCAAUACUUUUAGAAUUAGAGGCCCCAUUGAAAAUUUGCGGUGACAUUCACGGUCAAUACUAUGACUUGCUGCGUUUAUUCGAGUAUGGAGGUUUUCCACCCGAAUCAAAUUACUUAUUUUUGGGCGAUUAUGUCGACCGUGGAAAGCAAUCAUUGGAGACGAUCUGUUUGCUCUUGGCAUACAAGAUCAAGUAUUCGGAAAAUUUCUUCUUAUUGCGUGGUAAUCACGAAUGUGCCAGCAUUAAUCGUAUUUAUGGCUUCUAUGACGAAUGCAAACGCCGAUACACAAUUAAAUUGUGGAAAACCUUUACCGACUGCUUUAAUUGUUUACCAGUAGCGGCUAUUGUUGACGAAAAAAUAUUCUGUUGCCACGGCGGUUUGAGUCCCGAUCUCUCAUCAAUGGAACAAAUCCGGAGAAUCAUGCGUCCAACUGACGUCCCAGAUCAAGGUUUGCUGUGUGAUUUGCUAUGGUCCGAUCCCGACAAAGACACUAUGGGAUGGGGAGAGAAUGAUCGCGGUGUCAGCUUCACUUUUGGCGCUGAGGUUGUAGGUAAAUUCUUACAGAAACAUGAAUUCGAUCUUAUUUGUCGUGCCCAUCAAGUGGUUGAGGAUGGAUACGAGUUCUUUGCCAAACGACAGCUGGUAACAUUGUUUUCAGCACCAAACUACUGCGGUGAAUUCGAUAAUGCAGGCGCCAUGAUGUCCGUUGACGACUCUCUUAUGUGCUCCUUCCAGAUCCUGAAGCCAGCCGACAAACGUAAAAAGUAAAUUAACCGCAGAUACAAAUGAGUGCAUCAAAAUACUUCCUCCUCCCCAUAUCUGCAUCAUUUAAUAAAACAUAUUUUUUCAAUUAUUUUCGCGAGCAUGUUCACUUCUAUAGACACGAUCAAAACGUUGAUUUAUUAAGAUGAUGUUGUUUUUUCUUUUUUAUUAAUCUAUUCUGACAAACAUUAAAUAUUAUGAUAUUGCUCCGCAAGCUCUUUGUUCUGGACAUUCAUUUCUAGUAUUCAUUGAAUUAUAAGAAGGUAGGAACCAAGCAAAAAAGAAAGAAAAUCCAUAACUUAUUGUAAACUAAAGUAAUAAGCAUAGGACUUCACCUCAUUUUGUUGUGCUUACAAAUUCUAAAAAGAUAUGUAUGUAUAUGAAGAUGAUUUCAAAACAGUUUUUUUCUUCUAUUUUUAUAUUCCGGAACAAACCGCUUUAUUUUAUUCUUAUCAUGGCCCAUAAUUAUUAUAGUAGAUUGCUCAUUCAAGGUAUUUGAAUGAAACUUUCAGUUUCUAUCAUCUUUGAUGUCUUCAGAAUAACAUCUUUUGAUGUAUACACUAAGAAAGAAUGCAAAUACCUUAUUUUUGAGCCGAAAUCCAAACAAAUUAUUCGAUGUAUUAAUCUAUGUAUGAAAUCACAAGAGAAAUAUCCUUUGUAUUAUGAAUAAAAUAAAAAGUAAAUUAAAUAAAAAUAA
This is a messenger RNA of Musca domestica (house fly), 1876 nucleotides long. It is a transcript of the gene Pp1-87B, whose product is annotated as serine/threonine-protein phosphatase alpha-1 isoform. Gene Ontology annotation, molecular function: protein serine/threonine phosphatase activity. The transcript has a single exon. Lineage: Eukaryota; Metazoa; Arthropoda; Insecta; Diptera; Muscidae. Gene Ontology annotation, cellular component: nucleus; cytoplasm. The record is from RefSeq and is a predicted model, not a curated record. The coding region runs from base 277 to 1185 and encodes 302 amino acids.